This is a messenger RNA of Alosa alosa (allis shad), 1909 nucleotides long. It is a transcript of the gene fkbp6, whose product is annotated as FKBP prolyl isomerase 6. The transcript is spliced from 8 exons. The coding region runs from base 158 to 1084 and encodes 308 amino acids. NCBI's taxonomy places the organism in Eukaryota, Metazoa, Chordata, Actinopteri, Clupeiformes, Clupeidae. The record is from RefSeq and is a predicted model, not a curated record. Gene Ontology annotation, molecular function: peptidyl-prolyl cis-trans isomerase activity; protein binding.
UGUCGCUGACAUCACACUCGGUGCUGCUGCAAAAGAAGCUAGCGAGACCAUCUUCCACUGGCUUUCCCAAGUUGACAGCAACCUACAAAUAUAUGUCUGUAUCAUAGCAGUCUGUUUUCAGGUUUAACUAAUACUCCGACUGAAAUACAGUGAAACAAUGCAGAGGCCAUUCGAACGUCUUGCAGCGCAGAUGCAAGAUAUUUUGGGAGAUGGAGGAAUUUUGAAAAGGGUUAUUCAGCCUGGAGAAGGGCCUCUUGUCCCAAGGGACGCGUCAGUAUCAGUAAAUCUUUCGGGAUAUCUUGAAUACUCUGAUGACCCGUUCGAGACAACCAACAAAUUGAAACAUCCUAGAAUGAUGAAGCUAGGAAGAGAUGUGACACUGUGGGGACUUGAGGUAGGCCUCCUGACCAUGAAGAAGGGCGAGUUGGCCCACUUUCUCUUCAAGCCCAAAUAUGCAUAUGGGGACAUGGGCUGUCCUCCACUGAUACCAUCAUCUGCCACCGUGUUUUAUGAAGUUCACGUGAUUGACUUCUUGGACUCAGCCAAGGUUGACGAAUUCUUUGCACUGUCACCGGAGGAGCAGAAUGAUGUCCCUUUGGCCACAGUGCUUGACGUCGUCAAUACACAGCGCUUUUUUGGCAAUCGCUGCUUCAGGCAGAGUCGCUAUGAGGACGCCAAAGACCGUUACAAACAGGGCGUGAUGCUCCUUGAGAACCGUGAGGUGCUGAGAGAGGAGGAAAAGAGCAGUGUUGAGGCAGCACUGGUGGCCGUCCUGCUCAAUCUUUCCCUGACCUACUUUCGACUGGAAAGGCCGACCACAUCCUUGAAGUAUGGGCAGAGGGUCUUAGAAAUGGAUCCCAACAAUGCCAAAGCACUCUACCGCUGUGGCCAGGCAUACCUUGAACUUGGGGAUCAUGAAAAGGCUGCGGAUUUCCUUACAAAGGCACAGAUAAAAAUGCCAUUCAACAAGGACAUCAACAACCUACUGCUGAAACUACAAGAGUCCUACAGUGAAUGCUUGGAGAAAGAGAAAGAAAUGUGCUCCAAGAUGUUUGCAAACCUGAAGAUGUCAUCAAGACAUUGAGAGUAAAAGAAGGGUCCACCUAAAUGCAAAUGUUGGUAAACAAAGUAUUAAAAGCUUCAGGAUGAUGUUUCAUUUCAUCUAAUGGCAAUUAAUUAGUAAGUUAAAAUAUUUUUUAGAAUAAGGAAGCUACCUGAAAAAAAAUUGAAGUUGAUGUUAGUUAAGUCAUUCACAUACUUAAGUGAACCCUGCUUGCACCAUUAUUGUUAUUUUUUUACUGUAUGUAUGUACGUUGGUUCAUUAAUUUGAUAUUACUAUUGAUAAAUAGUAGAAGGAUCACUUCCCUCUCAUAGUAUUUGUAGUUUAACACAGUUAAUGCUACCCAUACAUUAGAAGACUUUGACAAGAUUUGGGAAAGAUUCUUGAAAGAUUGGAGUCCUUUAACUAAUGCCCCCCAUUCAAGCUUUACUCAAAAGACUACAAUCUUUCAAAGUCUUCUGGUGUAAGGAUGGCUUAAGUUGUAGUUAAGAGAUAUAGACUUUCAGUAAAAGGCUGGAAUUAAACAUAUUAUGAAGACACUAUCUACUACUAGUCAACUGGUGUGCUUAUGUGUUACAACAUUAAUCAAGCCAUUAGACUUUUUUUUUAAGAAUUGGACUUCGAAAGCAAUGACAAUUGGUCAAUUUUGUUUUAACCACACAAAUAUCAAGUUCUUCAUUUUCACUGUUGUCAAAAGAUUUUUUGAAUUCUGUAUUGUACUUUUACAAUAUAGUGGUUAUUUGCAUAUAACAGCAACCCAUUUUCUGUUUUUCAUAGCACACCAUAGAAAGAAGUGAUGUGGUAUGGUACAAUUGCAAUGUACUCAAGUAAAGUAUUUUCCCCUCCUAA